AUGACCAGCGCACGGCAAUCCAAGUGGGGCUUGAAGCGCAUCCACUUUCUCCUCCGCAACUACAAUAACUGGGACUGUCUAGGUAUGUUAUCGAUGUCUCUUUCUGACGAUCAAAAGAUUGCCUUUUGGCGGCCUGCAUUUGGGAAUCCAACCACCCAUACUGGCUCGCCUUUGGUAUUUGAUCCGGAAUACGAUGUCUGCUUCCACCAUCCAGGAUACCAAGAUCCCCACAAUAUACUGCUCAUUCUUCCCGGCCUCGACCACCCUGACGGGGGAAUAUAUCAUCGUGUAGCACUCUGGGCCUGCGGAAUACUUGCGGCCAACGAGUUCGAUGGGUGGUUCACUGAAGACCGUGAGGGACAUAUACGAGUGACAACGCCGCUGGAUGGUAUCCUUCGAAAACGAGAUUAUUAUUAUCAUAUACCGGGGGAUCAUUCAUGCCCGUACCCCAUUGUAUCAAGCUUUGGCAACUGGGCUUUUCCACACGGGUCACUUCCGAGAGGGUGGAAAAUUGACAUACCCCGAGAAGCUGCUCAUCCAACCCCCAGGCAGAGCACUCUGGCUGAGGCUGUUCUCUCACGCGAUGUCCGCUGCCGCAUAACAAACCAUAUUGAAGGGACAGAGUGUGCGCAUCUGAUCCAUAGGAACCAAAGUAUCUGGUUCCAGCGAAAUAUGAUGACUCGAUAUGGUAGGCUUCCUCGACCAAAUUGCGACCCAGUGGAUAAUCCUCGCAGCGUCAUUCUUUUGCGCUCCGAUAUAUGUUCAUCAUUUGAUUCUAAGCGAUUUGCAUUCAUACCCAAACCCGAACAUGCAGCAACAAGCAAUACCGAGCCUUCAGCGGGCGGAUCUCUACGAUACGUUACGCAUGUUUUUAAUUCUCCGGGUCCACACGAACUCACUGCUCUCUAUCAUAAUGUAAGCCUGCAACCCAUCUCUGGCGUUGCGCCGGAGUUUCUCUUUGCGCGAUUUGCGUGGACAAUCUUUCAGCAUGUCCAUAUCUUCCUACAGGCGGGAUUGUCCUCCUGGCUUGCACAGUUCGAGGCUCCCACAGGAUCAGCCGAGGCUGGGAGUGAGGUCACCCCAACCGUGAAGUCCUGGAGUGCUGAGCAGUGCCGGUUGAUGCCUCUUCGGAACAAGCCUCGAAGCUCCAGUCCAAGGAAACGGAAACCCGACGAUGCAUUUGUUGAAGAUGAUGGACCAGUGCCGAGAGGGAGAAAACGGGAGCGCCAUGGUGGUGCGUUCAUUUCAUCACUCGAGCCAUCAUCGCUUGGACCAGAUACCCCGAGUGAUGGGCCGUGGAACCCAGCGCCUCUGGAAGAGCAGAGCUUGGAUACCGAUCUAUCGGAUGUUGAUGCUUACGACGAUGACGGCUCUUGGGGUCGAUAUUGCGAGCGGUCUAGAAAGCCAUUUGAUAGCGAUGCUCGCCUUGGCGACUCCAAUAUAGAAUCCGGUUGGUUUUAG
Aspergillus sclerotioniger CBS 115572 is the source of this 1461-nucleotide messenger RNA. Its product is annotated as HNH endonuclease signature motif containing protein. The record is from RefSeq and is a predicted model, not a curated record. The coding region runs from base 1 to 1461 and encodes 486 amino acids. The transcript is spliced from 2 exons. NCBI's taxonomy places the organism in Eukaryota, Fungi, Ascomycota, Eurotiomycetes, Eurotiales, Aspergillaceae.